AUGUCUUCGCUGUCGUCCUUCUCAGGCGAUUCUAGUCUGUGGAAAAAAGGCCCCAAACAGAAACCAUUCCGUGAAGGGUCGUGUCUGGUGACACUGCAGAAUCGGUAUGUUCUGGUUAUCGGUGGCCGUUCUGAGCAGUACCAACAUUUGAAGACUGUGCAGUACUGCGAGCCAGGUCAUGCUGUCGUCAACGACCAGGAUGCCUUCUUUCGCGUUGUUGGAUCCACCUGGACCCAUCCAGCUCCGCCCUUGCCGCAGAUGCUUAUGGAAUGCCAGGCAGCCGAGUUGGACGGUCGCAUCUUUGUGGUGGGCUGCAGUGUCACUGAAUUUGCCGCUGUUCGGGUUGCCGUCUUCUGUCCUCAG
Messenger RNA from Dibothriocephalus latus, 363 nucleotides. NCBI's taxonomy places the organism in Eukaryota, Metazoa, Platyhelminthes, Cestoda, Diphyllobothriidea, Diphyllobothriidae. The record is from the annotation of a GenBank genome assembly.